Molecule: messenger RNA, 1095 nt
Organism: Caenorhabditis sp. 36 PRJEB53466
Lineage: Eukaryota; Metazoa; Nematoda; Chromadorea; Rhabditida; Rhabditidae
Source: the annotation of a GenBank genome assembly
AUGAUGAAUAUUGGUGAUAAUGUGCAAAUCGCGGGUUGUUCUACGAAAAGACGUCUUCUGGAAACGUCCAGUGGCUGUCAGUCGUUUGAUACUCUUAUCGGCGGCGCUCUCAUCAAUUCGAGUAUUGUUCUCAUCGGUACGUCCGUCUUUUUCGCGUCUUCUUACGAUUCAGUAUCUUCAGAUGAAUACCGGACACGCUGUUAUGCUUCUUAUCUGACUCGCUCAUUCCUUGCGGAUGGCAUCCAUCACGGACAUCGCUGCUUCAUUGCCGAUCCUGCGAACGACCCGGAAGAAACCAUUCUGAAGAAGAUUCCAGUGAGAAAACAUGAAGGGUACGUGACAUCAGCCUGACGAAAAGUUCGAACCGUUUUAAAUCUUAGAGAAACUGUCGCGGAGCAGAAGAACGAUCCGACGACAGAAAGCGGAAUGAAAAUCGCGUGGAGAUACGAGAAUACGAAGAAAGUUUCUUCGUCGCUAGGACCAGCAAGUGACGAGAAUGCGUACAAUUUCGCAAAGUUCGUGGAAAGUCCGAAUGUAGAGGUGUACAAGGAAGAAAAGAUCUCAUUGAACGGACUGUACAAACGACUCUGUGAUAUUGUGAGGGAGGAAGAAGCGCAUACGAAGACCAGUGGAAGGGGCGGUCCGAAAAAAAAUCUUCUGCGAGUCGUCAUUCAGAAUAUCGAUCUGGAGAUGUGGGAAGACUUCGACUCUCUCGGAAAGUUCCUUUGUUGUCUUCGAUCUCUAGCGCGCGCCAGCUACAUGGUCGUUUAUUUAGUCGCCAACUCGUACAGAGUCGCUAAGCCAACGUGGCGCCUUCUGGAGACGACGGCCGACGCGCACGUGCAACUGAUGCCAUUCAACGACGAGGAAAAGAAGCUGUUCCGGCAUCUGGGCAGUGCGCAUGGCUACUUCCAUCUGAAGAGUCUUCCACGUCUCAUGUCCGUCGGAACUCACACUCCACCUAUUCUCGACCUAAUUUUCGAAGGAAGCUCCCGAAAAGGGCUCCAAAUUCGCGUGAUGCACCUGCCGCCUGCUUUCAAUGAACCAGUUCCUGGACAGCAGAAUACUCCCACUUGCCAAAACAUUGAUUUCUGA